This is a messenger RNA of Haliotis rufescens (red abalone), 1562 nucleotides long. RefSeq names its product collectin-12-like. Lineage: Eukaryota; Metazoa; Mollusca; Gastropoda; Lepetellida; Haliotidae. Bases 131 to 901 code for a protein of 256 amino acids. The transcript is spliced from 4 exons. The record is from RefSeq and is a predicted model, not a curated record.
GUCGUUAUAUGAGGACCAGCCAUCAGUGAAAAUAUUCAAGACCUCAAAUGAAAUACACCUGUUGAGGUUGUCAUUUGCAUUUCUGACCUCGAAUGACAACAGUAAGUCUGGACUGAAAUCAUCUUGGAGGAUGUUGCUGAUCGAAACUGUAAGGCAGGUUGCUGUUGCUAGUUUUGUCUUUGCGGUGCUACUCAUCCGGCAAUCGAGAGGACAUUGCAGUGAACAGCUGCAAUUCACAGGCUUGGCCCAAUACAAUGACUUGAAAAUAACAAAGCCAAUUAAUCCAUUGCAAACCUUUACAUCCUUGAGAGAUGACAUGGAAUGCGCCAGGGAGUGCAUGUCGCUCGUUAGGUGUUCAAUGUUUGCCUUUAACGAGCUGAGUUUGUCUUGCUCCCUCUUUCCCGCCCCGGCGUUCAUAUACGACUUUAUUGCUCUUUCUUCAUCACCAUCUCCCGGGCAGCGAUACUACGCAGUCUCCACGGAUUGGUGCCCAGCCAAGAAAGGGUUUUUCUUUGACCGUGAAUCUGAGCUCUGCUACUAUGGAUCACAAGACAAGAGGGCGUGGAACGACUCGGAGACCGCCUGCCAAGAACUCAGUACAGGGUCGAGGCUUAUGAUGCUAAAAGACACUAUACAUCGAGAGGCAAUCGCGCGAAUCAUGGAUGCAAACAGAUACCUCAACAGCGACCAUCUGUGGAUCGGAGGGUCUGACCUGAACCCCGGGGAUGGACUCUUGAAGUACCACUGGGUAGAUGGCACGGAAAUAGUUAACCCGGUUUGGAAUCCAGGGGAACCCGGGGGGGAUCUGACAAAUGAAUUUUGCCUCUCGUACCUAUUAGCGUCAUUUUCUGAUAUGCGUUGCACGAAUGAAAAUCGAUACUUUUGCGCCAAACCCAAAUGAGGAAACCCGUCUUCUUCCAGUGGUUCAGACCCAUUCCGACCUGGAAAUUAUUAGCCGCGCCACUUUAUAACACUUAAUGUGCUUAAGAUGAUACAGAAAUAAUAUUCGUGGCGUAUAUUUUGAUAUGCAUGUAUACAUGUAACGAAAACUAAGAAAGAUUAUUAUAUGUAUUCCAGUUAUUAUGUAUAUUUAAUUGGCAAGGAGAUUACAGAGAAUAUCAUGUCAUGUUUAGCAUCUAAAUCGCUUAAUUGCCACUUGACUGUUCGGUUAAAUGAAAAGAUGCACAAUAUUGCGUUUCGUCCUGUGAGCUAUAUGGCCUUCCUGACUUCUGAAAAAAGGCGACUAAGCUCGUCGUAAAAGGCGACUAACGGGAUCGGGUGGUCAGGCUCGCUGACUUGGUUGAAGCAUGUCAUCGAUCCUAAGUGCGUGGAUCGACCAACCAACCAAUCCAAAUAAAGGUUAAAACAGUCUUCGGGAUCAAAGUAUAUGAAACGGUCUUCAAAAGCAAGACACGUGUGAUACGAAUUCGUAUCGAAUGGUUGGUUUGAUUUGUUGUUUUACGCAGCAAAAUUCGAGCUAUAUGACGGCGGUCUAAAAAUGAUCGAGUCUUGACCAGAAAAACCAGUGGUUGGUUGGUUGUUUUACGCCGCACUCAGCAAUA